AUCAGAAACACAAACCGAUAAUAACUUUCCAGAGACAAAAAAUAUCUAACAUGCAAGAAAUGGCAAUUCUAAGGCUUUCGCAGCUCUUACUUCUUCCUAUUCUUCUAGUUCUCUCCAUUUCUUGUACAGCCUCAGCUUCAUCCUCAGCUCCUGAGAACUUUGUUUCCUGUCUUUUAAGCCAUUCGCUCCCUUCUCACCCAAUCGGUCCAGCAAUUUACACUCCCAACAAUGCUUCUUACUCCUCCGUUUUGGAAUCCUACAUCCGAAACCUCCGUUUCUACGAAUCAUACACCCGAAAACCUUACCUUAUUAUCACCGCAUUGCACGUCUCCCAUGUGCAACAGGCCAUCCUUUGUGCUCAAAAGCACAACUUACAGAUGAAAAUUAGAAGCGGAGGCCACGAUUUCGAGGGCGCGUCGUAUGUGGCUGAAGUCCCAUUCUUCAUCCUCGACCUGUUUAAUCUUCGGACCAUCAACGUAGACAUCAAAACCGAGACUGCAUGGGUCCAGGCCGGUGCUACUCUCGGCGAAGUUUACUACAGAAUUUACGAGAAAAGCAAAGUCCAUGGAUUCCCCGCCGGUGUAUGCCCCACAGUCGGUGUUGGAGGACACUUCAGUGGCGGUGGAUAUGGUAACAUGAUGAGAAAGUACGGCUUGUCAGUUGACAACAUCGUCGAUGCACAAAUAGUUGAUGUGCACGGAAGACUUCUUGAUCGAAAAUCGAUGGGAGAAGACCUCUUUUGGGCCAUCACCGGAGGUGGAGGAGCCAGCUUUGGAGUGGUGAUCGCCUACAAGAUCAACCUUGUACGCGUCCCAGAAACCGUUACUGUUUUCAGGGUUAUAAGAACCUUGGAACAGAACGCAACUGACAUUGUGUACCGUUGGCAAUAUGUCGCAAAUAAGCUGGACAAUGACUUGUUCAUCAGGCUUAUCAUGGAUGUUGUUAAUGUAACUGGCUCUCAAACUGGAGAAAAGACUCUAAGAGCUACAUUCAACGCCUUGUUUCUUGGAGACUCCGCAAGACUACUCUCCGUGAUGAACAAGAGUUUCCCUGAACUGGGUUUGGAGCAAUCCGAUUGCCAAAAAAUGAGUUGGGUUGAAUCGACGCUUUUCUGGACAGACUUUCCAAACGGGACAGCUCCGGAGGCUUUGCUUUCUAGAGUUCCUCAAGUACGUGCCCACUUCAAGCGGAAGUCGGACUACGUCAAGCAGCCAAUUCCGAAAGCUGGUUUGAAGUGGAUUAUUCAGAAAAUGAUCGAGUUGCAGACGCCCCUGUUGACUUUCAACCCUUACGGCGGAAGAAUGGCUGAGAUUGCGGCAUCUGCAAAACCUUUUCCACAUAGAGCUGGGAAUCUCUGGAUGGUUCAGUAUGCAACAAACUGGGACGCUACUGGGUCCGAGGCUGCGGAGAAAUACAUCGAUUUGACGAGGAAGUUGUUCGAGUACAUGACUCCCUUCGUUUCCAAGAGCCCGAGGGAAGCCUUCUUCAACUACAAAGAUCUCGACAUUGGGAUCAACCAUAAUGACAAGGGAAGCAAUUUUGAGGGAAGAGUUUUUGGGGUCAAGUAUUUCAAGGAAAAUUUCGAUAAAUUGGUGCUUAUUAAGACCAAGGUUGAUCCUGGUAAUUUCUUUAGGAACGAACAGAGUAUCCCUACUCUUCCAUAUAUUAAUAUACAUACAUGUUCACCCUUCGACUCUCUCAUUUUGCAAUACCAAAAUAUCUCUUUUCUCUAGUUCUAGCAUAGUUUCUCUUUAGUUUUGAGUUCUAGUUCAUAGUUGCUUAAGUUUGUGCGAGAAAUAAGUGUGUAGGCACUUUGAUUUCACCAAAACCGAAGUUACGUACUACACACUCUAAAUCAAUCACAACACUUGCUUUCACAUAUUCAAGCCUUUGUUUUUGCUUGUUCUUGAGUUUUGUGGAUGUGUAUGGUGUUUUGGGUUGUAAAAACCGAAAAUCUCAUAUCUUGAAGCAAUUCUCUCAUCAUUUUACAUCUAGACAGCUAGGUGGGAUUUUUGACAUCUUGGUUUGACUCCACCAAGAGUCAAACCCGUGGGUAGUUCUUCCUUUCCCUUCCUUCUCUCUUUAAUUUGACGUUUAUGGCUUAUAUUUGUAAUAACAUGUGUUAUGAGUAGUUGGAUUUGCCCUAGCCAAACUUAUGUGCAAAUAAUGUAAAUUUCCAUGUAUUUUGAUGUUUAU
Rosa chinensis is the source of this 2196-nucleotide messenger RNA. RefSeq names its product berberine bridge enzyme-like 8. The transcript has a single exon. The record is from RefSeq and is a predicted model, not a curated record. Lineage: Eukaryota; Viridiplantae; Streptophyta; Magnoliopsida; Rosales; Rosaceae. Gene Ontology annotation, molecular function: oxidoreductase activity; FAD binding. The coding region runs from base 51 to 1733 and encodes 560 amino acids.